AUGGAGGGACGGACUUCAGCACGGUGCGCACUGGUGUGCAUGACGUCUGCGGCACUGGCACUCGCGCUGCUCAUCCCGGCGGCGUGUGGCUUCGUCGGUGCUGCUGCUGCGGCGCCGAUGACGGUGACGACGACCCCGUCGCUGCCGCUGCUCGACGUGCCGUUCCACGCGGACGUGGCGGGUAUCGGCAAGGGGCACAGUUUGUUUGUCUCCAGCCAGAGCGACUGCAGUGCUGCCUCGAAGGUGACGUCGGUGUGCACCCUUGGGAGCGCGGUGGAUGGCGUCAGCUUCGCGAAUGGGACGUGCGUGUUCCAUGUGACGAGCGAGGCGCUGGGUGUCGACUUGACGAGGCCCCGCCCCACGGUUCCUGCGCUGUACUGGUGCAGCAGCGCUCGUCCCGGCGCGUCGGUGGGCGCGCUGCAGAUGAACGUGGUGAGCACAGUUCCUCUGUUUUUCUACAGAGCGGAGUACAACGAGCUCACCUUCAGCGACGCGACGCCUCUUGGAAGCGUCAUAAGGUGGUCCUCGAAUCCGGACUGCGGCAGCCCUUUGCCGAACCACGCGAAUGCGGUGCUGGGCAGCAGCCGCGUUGUGCCUCUGAAGUACAGUGGCGAUACUGUGUACGUCUGCGCCACAAUUCCCACCGUGUCGGGGGCCAUGACAGCGCUGGAACACCGUGCGACCGUCAUAGGUACGUACCUCUACAGGAUCAGCCCAACGAGUGGGGUGCGCCAUCGCACCAUCAGCAUGACGACGACGAUAACGGAAUCCAUUGCAAUGAUUUCCGUCUCACAUGAUCCGUACUGCCGCACCCUUGAGCAACCAGGGAAGUUCUACGCCUCCUUGACAUCUUUUGAUUUUGUGUGGAGCGUCGCUGCCGGUGUCUACUACUUGUGCGUUAUCACGAACAAAGACGUCGGCCUGCCCUCGUCGAACAGCUUCACGGUGGAGGAGUACGACGUGCAGCCGCACACGAUGUACGUGGCCCGCGAGACUCCGCUGACCUACGGCCUGAGUGCGGCUGGCCGUGACGCGGAGCUGGAGACGGCGCUGGCGACGACGACGGACUGCAUUGGAGGCUCGCUGGUGGUUCCUUGGGGAGCAUCGAUGUCGUGGGCGGUGGCAAAGGUGGGCACGUACUACGCGUGCGUUCGGGACCGCGGCGCGGCGAGCACUGCCGGGUACACGAGCGCGAUCACUGUGACGGACGUGCCGACGCUGACGUUCUCGCCGUCGCCUGCGGUGCUGGGUGUGCCGGUGUCUGCGACGGUCAGCCACGCGCUCAGCAGGAAGAAUGUGUUCCGUGUACGUGUUUCGAAGGGCGGGACGUGCGACUCCGAGGGUGCGACGGGUGCAACGCCGCGUGGUAGCGCGACUGCGACGGUACGGAUGCCGCUCGGGAUGCCGGCGAGCGUCACCUACUGCGUCUCGAACCCGCUGGGAGACGGCGAAGACGGCGCUGACACACCUGUCGGCGGUGCUGUGUACUACGCGCUGGGCGCGCUGCGCACACGAGCGUACCGCGUGGGCCACGGCGCCUUGCUCACGAACAUGCGGAUGACGAUGCGGCUGGACAGCGAGGUGCUGCUUCCGAGGGGGACGUCUGUGGUGCUUGCGCCGUCGGCUAGGGUGAGCGGCACUUGCCCGGGGGCGAUGGCGGCUGCCGACGCGGCUGGUGCGGACGAGUCCAUGGCGUUUGAUGUCUCCGGCGCAUCGGCGAUACUGUCGCCUGUGGUGUUCGCGUCCCCAGGUGCGUGGCUGGUGUGCGUGCGGGACGGUGCCGGGGGCGAUGCCGGCUACACGCAGGCUGCACAGCUGCAGGUGUACAGUGACGCGGCGGCCUUAUCGACGGACACGGUGCUGAACGGCGUGAGAACGGAAGUCGUUGUGUCGCGUCUGCCGCCUGAGGCGCCGGUGACGGUGACGUCAAGCAGCACGUGCGGCUUGUCGAUGGAGUCCGUGGGCGCCGGCACGACGAACAGCGACGGCGUCGUGACGCUGAACGUGCAGUCAGCCUCGGCUGGGCCGCUGCUGGUGUGCGCGGGGUACCCCACGGCGUCAGAGUCGUCGGCGACGGAUGUUGGCAUUGAGUAUGCCCCCGCCGGAACCGUGCGGAGCGCGAACGCGCGCGUGUAUCCAAGCAUUGCGUACGUGAGCGAGACGACGACGCUGAGCUUCGCCGGGAUCGGCGGCAUGUCGCUGACGGGCUACUUCGCUUUCUUUCUGCCUCAUGCGACGUCGUGCAGCGAGCCCGACGCGACGGUUUUGGGCUCGGGACUGAAGGGGCCGGACGCGACGUCGACUGUGUCGUACGGGACGGUGAGUGGCAGCGCGCUGGAACGGGGAACCGUGUACCGCGUGUGCGUGGGGCGAUCCAUAGACGACGGCUACUGCGAUGCCGGCGUUGUCGCGGCGAUGGAGGUGCCGUCGGUGUCGACGGACCCGCCGGUGCCAGUGCGCGGGCUGCCCGUGCGGCUGCAGCUGCCGCCGAGCUUCACGAGUACUGCUGCUGUGACGUUUUACGUUGUGGUGGGCGACACGGCGAGGUGCAGCGGCGACCUGAGCGAGACCCGUGUGUACGGGAGCGGCUCUGUGGACCGUACGAGCGGCGCUACGGCUGCGUUCGUGGCGCCUGCGCGUGCGAGCGGCGUGGACGCCGUGCGCGUGUGCGUCGGGUCGAACGAGAGCCUCGUGUCGGACAGCCUGGGGUACACGCACGGCGCGACGCUGCGGCUGGAGCAGUUCCACACGUCGAUGGUGUACCUGCAGCGCGGCGUUCCGAACGUGCUGUCCGGGGCGCCGAUGGCCGCGACGGGGUCGCUGUACGUUGUCGCGUGCGACGGGAAGGAGUGCGCCGCUGACAACGCUGACGGCGUGUGCCGCGCGAAGAUGUCGCAGGGCGCGACGAGCUCUGCGACGGCUGCGCUGAAUGCGCCUCUGGGGCGGUACUUCCUGUGCCAGCGCGUGACGGUGGGCACGGUGGUGUCGGUGGUCGGCUCGAACACGACGGUGGAGGUGGUGGAGCCGUUUAAGAUGCACCUCUCCGUAGACCCCUCUGCCAUUCGCGCAUACGUGCCGUUCGCAGUGACCAUGUCGGGCGGCCCUGGCGGCGCGGGGGCGAAGUACACGGUGGUGGCGCAGCCCGCCUCUACUCCGUGCGGCGAGACGGCUGCCGAGUCACAGCGCUUUGUCACGGGCAGAGACACCACGGACAUCACCAUCACGGACAUCGUGCCGGUGCAGAACAUCCGCUUCUGCGUGCAACCGUCCCCUGCCGACAGCUUCGAAGUGCUGACGGGCACGCUGCAGCACUACAUGACGCCUGCAGCUGUGAUCGGCGACCGCGCGACGACGCUGACGUCUGGCGGUGUGAGGAGGGGCGCCACGGCGGUGCUGUCGCGCACGGCGGACUGCCUCGGCGUCGUGGCUGGCGGCGGCGCUGCGCCGAUCGUGGACGCGAGGGUGACGUUCACUGUCACGUCGUGCGGCGCGAACGGUGCGCUGGCGUCGCUGUACUACUGCGAGGCUGCUAGCGGCGGUGCGUACGCGUCCCGCGGUGCGGUGGGACUGCUGCGCGCGAGUGGGUGCAGCGGCGGCGCGGAUGCGAGCAUUGCCGAGGUGGACGCGGCGCCUGGCGCUGCGAUCGGCAGCUUUGGGAUCGACACGGCGUACCUGGCGAGGCCGCGGCUGUCUGCGUCGCCGGACUGCGACGUGCUGCUGGACGCAGCCGUUGCGAGCGUUGGGUACGCGCCCGGGGCUGACGAGCGCGCUGCGUUCCACGUGUGCGCCGUGCUUGCGGGCGACGCGAGCGUGACGUUCACGACGGCGCGCCCGACGCUGCGCGUUGCGAACUGGGCCGUGUCGCCGACUGCUGCUGUGAGCCGGUACAACGCGACGCUUGGCGCUGCUGCUGCUACUGCGGUGCGCGUGAACUACGCGACGCCGUCGAGCGAGACGUUCCUGAGCACCGCGAGCGACUGCAGCGUGCGGACAGCGAGCGCUGCGGGGCUGAGCGGGGCGUCGAGGUCGGCGACGUACAGCACGACCGGCGUGCGCGGGCUUGUGUACGUGUGCACUGUUGCGCCGCUGAGCGGGAAGACGCUGGCGGUUGCGCAGUUCCUGUCCGUGACGCCGCCUGCUGUGCUGCGUGUGUCGCCGGCUGUUGUGCGCGGCGGCGAGUACAGCGCGACGCUUGUGGUGGACGGUGCGCCGCCGCUGUACUCGAUGGUGCCUGGCGCGGACAGCGGGUACACGCACAGCGGUUACUACACGAGCGCGAGCCGCGAGGUGUACCUGUCCGGGGACGCGUGCUCGGGCGUGCUUGCGGGGACGAGCGCGGCGACGGUGUCGUCGAGCGGGAGCGUGUCGCUUGCGACGGCGGGCGUUGCGGCGGGCGUGAGCUCUGUGUGGCUGUGCGCGGUGACGGCUGCGGGGCCCGCGGUUGUGCUGGCUGGCGUGGCUGUUGCGCCCGGCAGGGUGCACCCGACGACAAUGGUGUCGGGCGCACUGGGUGCGCCUGUCUUCAUACCGAGCCUGAAGGGCACGGCGGUGCAGCUGAGCGCGUCUGCGAGCGGGUGCGGGUCUGUUGCCGGGAUGCCGAGCUUCACAACGGAUGCGGAGGGCUACGGCGCUGUGGACCUUGUGGGCGGCGACGGCGGCGCGCUUGCGCCGGGCACGUACACGCUGUGCUACGGCGGUGCGCCGCGUGGCGGCGGCGGCGGUGCGGCGGCGCUGGAGUCGGUGGAGCUUGUGCGCGCGUCGUACUUCGACGUGCGCGGGACGACGUUUGUUGUGGGCGUGGCGGGCCGGAUGCCGCUGCUGCAGGACCUGACGGCUGAGGCGCUUGUGCCCGGGUUCAGCACCGCGCGCGACUGCACGUCUGUGUCGAGCGAGCACGGCGAGUGGGCUGCUGUGACGAGCACGUCUGUGUCUGUGACUGCGACGAGCGUGUACACUGCUGGGCUGUACCUGUGCGCGCGUGCGCCGGUGAACGGGACGCUUGUGGCGCUGCCCGGGCAGUGGUCUGAGGCGCGGAGCGUGCAGUUCGUUGCGUCUGCGAUGCAGCUGCCGUCUGCUGGGUGGGACGCGUGCACGACGUACACGCUGGGCCAGUGCUACCCGCCGGGCGCGAGCGCGAGCGGUGCGACGUCGGUGGUUGCUGUUGUGCACGGGGACUGCUGCAGCGAGUCGAGCCGGAGCGCGGUUGUCGGGGAGGCGAGCAUGGCGAGCGGGACGUGCGAGCUGACGCUGGACUACGACAAGGUGUCCGCGUACCCCGCGGGGUCGACGUACCACGUGUGUGUGUGGGACAGCGCGGACGACUCUGUGUGCACGACCGUGAGCGAGGCGCGCGUGAGCACGAACUGCACGCGCGGUGGCAGAGGGCUGAGCCGUGGAACACGGAUAGCGAUCAUUGUUGUGUGCGUGGUAUUGGGAACUGCUUUUCUCUGUUUACUUUUCUGGACCGUGUGGUGGUGCUGCUGCCGCCGGCAGCUGGCGGAGGGCGCUAACUGGAAGCCAGAAAAGGGGCGGCAACUCGUUGGUUUUCAGGAGCUCGGUGACGAAGACCGUCUUGUGGGCUAUGUUAUGAGCGGACGCCACCCGCUGCUGUACUACCCGUCCUCAAGCGCCCGUAUUGGCCGUUCGGUGAGCGCAUCGCUAGGCUACCCUUCCAUGAGUGGCUCAGGCUGCGGUGCCUUGGAAGCGGUGGAGGAUGAGGGACGCGACCAGAUUGCGCUUCAGGAGGCGCGGGCACGCUACAACUUACGACUAACGUUCGCGGAGCGGCUGCAGCUGCUCGAACUGGCGGAAAAGAACGCCGCUGCAGAUGCGGCAGGCAUGAACACGACGUACGCCAGCGGGGACUCGUACCUGCACGGCGUAGCACAGCCGGAGCGCAGGUGCGUGGAGAGCAUCCUGACCGAGGGGGGGCCGAGGGAGUCUGAGAUGGAUUUCCCUGUGAGGGCUGCGGCCCCGCGCCACGCCGGCGCCAAGGAACUCGAACUCGCGGCCUUUGAGGUACCUGAGGAGGGCGACAUCAGCUUGAGUGCCGACGCGAAUGUGUCGCUGGAGAUGGAUCCCAUCACGGGCGAGUACCAGAAGGUGCGUAGCCGGUCCAUUGAAAGCGCGCCGCGGCGGUGCCUCUCACCGGUGGAGAGCUGCUGGACAAACGAAGACUUCGAAGAGCGGGAGGAGGAAGAGAGCUACCGGAAGGUUGCCGUCGAGGCGGCAAUUCCCGACUCGGAGCUGAGUGUGCGGAUGUGGCCACGGCAGGCCGGUGGCGACCACGAGGAGCCGCAACGCGUAGCUGUGCGGCAUUUUGCGAAGCCGACAUCGUUCAAGUCGCGCCGUAGUGCCUCGCUGAACCGCAGCGGCAGCGGCGGCCACCGACGUGGCCCCACUGGCUCCGCGAGCGACGACAGAAAGCAGCAGCCACACUAUGACCCACUUGCAGUGAUGCCGGUGACGCCAAAGGCGCUGUCAACGUCCAAGGGCCUCACGAACUACAUCCUGUCGCCGCCAGACGGAGAAAACGAUAGCCCGCCAGACCUUCGGACUAACACCGCGCACGAAGUCGGUGACACCACCACCGCCGAGUCCGCCAUCUUCUCUCGCUCCCCGAUCGCCCAUGCUGGGACACACGACAUGUCAGAGGAGGCGCUGCCGGUGGGCAUGGCACGCGUCCGGUCUUCCGAGGCCAUCGCUGGCAAAGUCAACAGCGAUGAGAGCGAGGAUGACCUGCUUAGCUUCACGACCACGCAGCGCUUCUACGAUGAGAAGCGCUUCUUACGGGAGCAGGAAGACGGGCGGCGUCAGCGUCUGUGCAACUGGGAGGAGGAGGAGCGGGCACAGUUGGCGCAGGAUGAGCUGAACGGUUACAUGGCGCUCUCCUCGGCUACCGGGGCCGGCGGUGAUACUGUCAACGCGUCCUCUUAUCACUCGGAGAACAGCGACACCGAGUACAAUGCCGGCGGCAGCUUGGGAAAGGGCCACUAUGGCAAGACUACGGCGAAGCACGAGGGCGAGGAUGAGCAGGUGUCCCACAUCCCCGCUGCGCCAACGACGCUGCCGUCGCUGCCACCGGCCCCACGCCCGCAAACACUUCAGAACGACUACUACUACGUAGUCCCCACUGGCGACACCGGUGCGAGUUAG
This is a messenger RNA of Leishmania major strain Friedlin, 7155 nucleotides long. RefSeq lists its product as hypothetical. NCBI's taxonomy places the organism in Eukaryota, Euglenozoa, Kinetoplastea, Trypanosomatida, Trypanosomatidae. The record is from RefSeq and is a predicted model, not a curated record. Bases 1 to 7155 code for a protein of 2384 amino acids. The transcript has a single exon.